ACACUACGCUCUGAACGACGAGGGAUGGAUUAUACCAGUAGAGGGCUCCCGCUACCAGUUAAAGGAUACCAGUGACGUAAUAAACCUCCUAGAACAGGAUACUAGAUGGAACAGAAUUGUAGAGAUUUACCAACAGCUGGUAACAAAGCAGCGUGCGCUAAAGAAGAUGUGGAAGCUUAUUCGUACAGAAUUAGACAUUGCAAAGUAUUUGGGUAGUGAUGCACAUUGUCAAGAAUCAGUGCCACUGUAUCAAAUAGAUUGGUACACAACACAAUUUUCAAUUUCUCAAGGAGUAGCCUGGGAAGAAUAUGAGCUCGAUAAAAUGAGUUAUGAUGGAAAGGCUCGGAUCCCAGAUUGCAAGAAGUUGUCUUCACUUAGUUUCAGCAUGGUUACCUAUGACCACUUACUAGGUAUGCAGGCAAGGGAGCAUCUAAUAUCUCAUCUGGAGCCAGUAAUUGCUGACCAAGUUAACCAUUUUUUUCAUAUAAACAUGGAAAAGUAUGGUCACUGGCUAGCAACAGCACUUAAGCGAAAUACGUCUUCUUGGCUGCAUUACAAUCUUGCUGCCAUGUAUUGGAGAUAUCAAGGAAAUCCAAGUAUGGCUAUGGAAUGUGCUAGAAGAUCUGUGUUUCAUGCUCCAAGAGAUUUCAAGGACAUUCCACUCUUAACCAUGGGAACCAUAUUUCAUAAUUCAGGCUUUAGUACAGAUGCACUUGUUGUCCUUGAAGCAUCCAUAGAGCACAACCUUGGACUUUGUUUGAAUCAUUAUGUAAUGGGUCAUGCAUAUGCAGUCCAAGGCCAAUUCAAACAGGCAGUGAAACAUUACAACAUGAGUUUGCUUAUUAAGCCAGAUUUCGAACAUCCAGUAUUGUACCGACAUGCUGUGCAUUGCAUUGUGAAACUUUUGGAUCAUUUGAAUGCUGCUUUGGCGCUGAUUGAAAAGUUUUCCAAGGAAGUAUCAGCUUAUUGUGAACUAGAAGGGGUUUGGUUUAGAACUCAAGCUGCAUUUCUUAAGGUGCUAAGUACCACUUCUCACGUUGUUUCCGAUUACAGAUCAUUUGAGGAUAACGUCAAAAAGAUGUCUCGCCUUCUAAAAGUAGACAUCAAUCCUAUUAAAAUGACUGGUGAAAGAUUAAAUUUUAUAAAACAUUUGCUGGAACAUACGAAGUAUGAAGGAUCUGCAAACGGUGUCCAUGCUCUAAAAGCCAUAUAUCACUGGAAAAAUGUGGUUGAUCAUAUUCAUAAACUUGAAGGUCGAGCUUCGGAAUUUGUCGUCCGUUCUGAUGAACUGAAAAAUAAUUAUACUACUCCUACUCCUACUAUUGUUAUAAAUCUUAACCAGAUGGCCCAAGAAACAGAAAAAUUCAUGCACCCUCAUGAGAGGAAGAGAGAAUCUCAUAAAAAAAAGAAAGAAUUAGAAGAAAAAAAGAAAAAAUCUCAAGAAAAAAAGAAGGAAGCUCGCGAUAAAAAGGAACAAUCUAGUCAACCCAAAAAUGAGCUCAUUGAGUUUGCAAUUGGUGAACAUUUAUACAUUUUGCCAACGAACGCAGACCAACAUUCCAAAUACUUCGACAUCGACGAAAACUGGCCAACAAACAGUUUCUGCAAAGACAUAGCAUCUCAGCUACCAGAAGAUAUGGAGGCUAUCUACCCUGUGUUUUUGCCAUUCGAAAAUAAGGGAUUAAGACUGAACAAACUACUGACUGACAAGAUCGGUGUACCGGCGACCAUUGAACACGAGCUACCGUGGCAUCCACCACAGUGCCCGCAAGAUAAGGAUGCUGAUAAGUACACACAAAAGAAAUAUCAACGACCACAAAUCGGGAAUGAAGCAAUCAAAGACGUGUCACACCUAAAAGUGAAGCUUCUCGAAUACGUAGGCGAUGGCGAAGUUGAGACGGUCAAGAACAUGCAAGAAGCCGAGAUCGGACAGCGCAUUCACUCCGCUGUGCAGAUGAAUUUAGCUCCAAAAUGGAUUCUCUACACGCUCACAUCAUUGUACUGGCGUGUGCGCAGCAACAAUGCAUAUGCCCUUAACUGCCUAAUUGGCGCUAAAAGACUAAUUCAAGAUCUAAACUACAGGGACCUAGUUCUAGUGUCAUUGUCGUCUGUAUUUUUGGAGAUGGGAUUCUUUGAAGAGGCUAAGUCUGCAGUUGACGAGGCUUUCAAAAUAAAUAUUUUUGAACCAGCAACAAACUUCAUUCUCGCCGAAGUAAACAUGAUUAAUAAGAACAGCGUGGCGCACAUGUCCCAUUUAAAGAUAAUCGGUCGCGUCGAGCCUAACUUUAUGGGCGGCGUGAGCAAAAUGUUAUUGGAUGGAUGGGCCUGUAUUUACCGACAGGCUAAUGUUCUGCAGAAAAUUGACAUGAACAUCUUAGACGAGGAUAGCAUUUGCACGGAGAUGGAGCCGAGUCUCUACAUGCGCUGCAACAGCGAAGGCUACAACUGUGACGCAUCUAAUAAGCCGUGUCCAACUUCACACAAAUCCGGCACAAGUGCACUAGUUCGUAUGAUGAAAGAGAACGUAUUGGAGCACGAGUUUCUUAUGGAAGAGAAUCGGUUCGACGCCGUGAUCACCAACAUGCCCAGUGAUACAACAGACAAGGCCGGCCAUAUACAAAAUUUUCAGCUAUUCAUGAAGACCAUAGAGAAAUCUCUCAUUCUAUGCGCGGAAUAUGGUUGCCUUAAUAAUCACUGGGAGCCAAAGACAUUGUCCAGGCCAAACUGUGAUCUCGAUCAAGAGCUUGGAUUCUGGCUGCAACUGGCCGUCUUCGCAUAUCUUAUGUCAAGUGAAUUCACAAGAAUCACCAAAGAUAUUCCAAUACUGACCCCAGACGCAAUAAAAGAACCAGAAUGCCAGUUAGACGGGGAUCCAUCCGAGGAUUACUUUCUUGAGAGAUUGACUACGGUGGAUACACAAAACUGGGAAGAGAAUGAGAAUCUGAUGCAUUACAACUCUGGGCUUUACGAAGUUACCAAUUACGCGGUGCUUGGUGCUAAAAUUGCGAAAUACGUGGAAACCCGUCCCCAGUCUUGGAUGGGCGCGCUGGGCGCCGGGUGGUGGUGCGGUGCGAAGGGGCGCGGCAAAUGCGCCGUUCGCUGUUUCGCUGCGUCUUUCGCCAACGCGCCCAAAGAGGAUGCUUCCCACGCAAUCAGAUCCCUCGUUACUCUACUGCAAAUGCAACAGAAACCGAAAGACGCAAAAGAGAUUGCCUUACUCUCCUGGUAUUAUUCACCUAGGUAUGGUGUUGACGCAUUUAUUGCGGGAAUAGCACACACAGACAAUAAGCAAUACAACCAAGCUCUAUGGAUGUACCGUUAUGCCUUAACUAUGGACAAAGACAUCCCAUCGGCCAUGGGCUGCGUGCAAUUCACUCGGUGCCUGCGCGAUUUUGGUGGCAAAGAUCAGUUGACAAAUGUUAAAUAGGAAAAAUUUCAAGGUCAGUUAAAAGGUUUUUGUAGUGGUUUUAUUAUUGGAUAUUAGGACGAUAGAU
Hyposmocoma kahamanoa is the source of this 3494-nucleotide messenger RNA. RefSeq lists its product as uncharacterized. The transcript has 19 exons. The coding region runs from base 167 to 3427 and encodes 1086 amino acids. Gene Ontology annotation, cellular component: cytoplasm; actin cytoskeleton. Lineage: Eukaryota; Metazoa; Arthropoda; Insecta; Lepidoptera; Cosmopterigidae. Gene Ontology annotation, molecular function: protein binding. The record is from RefSeq and is a predicted model, not a curated record. Gene Ontology annotation, biological process: actin filament polymerization.